This is a messenger RNA of Cladophialophora yegresii CBS 114405, 1422 nucleotides long. RefSeq lists its product as uncharacterized. The transcript is spliced from 3 exons. The coding region runs from base 1 to 1422 and encodes 473 amino acids. Lineage: Eukaryota; Fungi; Ascomycota; Eurotiomycetes; Chaetothyriales; Herpotrichiellaceae. Gene Ontology annotation, molecular function: heme binding; oxidoreductase activity. The record is from RefSeq and is a predicted model, not a curated record.
AUGACCAGAUUGGACAGCGCUGAGCUUGCGAAUCACAACCACAGACUGUCAUGCUGGAUCGCUAUCCGCGGCAAGGUCUACGAUGUCACAGAUUUCCUAGAUGAACAUCCGGGCGGUGCACAGAUCAUUCUGAGAAGUGCAGGACAAGAUGCGACGGCUGAAUACGAGAGCGUGCACAGCCCAGAUCUGAUAGCAGAGACCCUGCCAUCUACAGCGUUUCGGGGCACCGUGGCCGCGAGCACCAUCCCGACGUCGAAACCAACCGAUGGAUAUAGGCGGCAACAGAGACCAAAAGCUCGGUUUCCGCCGUUGAGUGCUAUGAUCAGCGUUAAUGACUUCGAAAUUGUGGCAAGGCAAUACCUCAGUCCGACGGGAUGGGCGUACUACUCUUCCGCAGCGGACGACGAGUACAGCCAAAAGGAAGCAGCUCGGGCAUUCCGCAAGCUGACGCUACGGGCGCACAUCCUUCGCGAUAUAGGCUCAGUGGACACCAGGACCACCAUUUUAGGCAAGACCACGACAUUACCAGUCUAUGUCUCUCCAUCCGGACUAGCCAAGCAUGCACAUCCGGACGCAGAGUGCGCCUUCGCUUGUGGUGCAGGGAAGGAAGGCAUAAUACAGGUUAUACCCUCGAGCCCCAGUUUAUCGAUCGAGAGUAUCAUCGGCGCCCGAGUCAAUAAGGACCAGCCUAUUUUCUUUCAGCUGUACCUCAACAAAGAUCCCCAAAAGGCGGAGGCUCUGAUACGCCGAGUUGAGAGACUUGGAGUUACGUCAAUAUGGUUGACCGUUGACUCACCGGUUUUGGGGAAUCGUGAGCAAGACGGACGACUAAAAGCCAGGAUGAAUGAAGGUGACCAGGUCGCUGUUGUAGAGGAGGUCAAGGCUGGUGUGGCCAAAGUCGCCUCCUCUGGUCUCUUAAAUCCGCAUCUGACUUGGGAUCACGUUGCAUGGAUCCGGCGAAUAACGAAACUGCCUCUUGUGCUUAAAGGAAUUCAGAGUGUGGAGGAUGCCGUACUGGCCUAUGACCAUGGGGUCGAAGGGAUUGUCCUGUCAAACCAUGGCGGUCGGUCCCUAGAUACGGCGCAAGCACCAAUGGUAACGCUCCUCGAGAUCCGACGAUAUGCGCCACAUCUGAUCAAUAGCCGAAUGGAGAUCUUUGUGGAUGGCGGAUUUCGUCGGGGGACCGAUGUUUUGAAAGCUCUCGCGUUAGGGGCUCGUGCCGUAGGGCUUGGGAGGCCAUUUCUGUACAGCCUCACUGGUGGCUAUGGGGAAGCGGGCUUUAGGAGGAUGGUGCAGAUUCUGCGGAAAGAGCUUGAGACCAAUAUGGCGUUGGCUGGAGCGACCACGAUCUCGGAGAUCGUCCCGGGAAUGGUGAACACGCAGCGCCUGGAGACAGAGGUCACUCGCUUCGUCAAGUUGUGA